AUGGAGAAAUAUAUGUUAGAGCCAUUGAUGAAAUCAUCAUCAGGUGGAUCCUCAUUGUUGAUGAGAACUAAGAAUAUUGAUGACCUCCCGGACGUUUUACUGGUUGAAAUUCUGUGCCGCCUUCCCUGCAAUAAACUCAUAUUCCAAUGCAAGCUUGUGUCCAAGCCUUGGUACAACCUCAUAUCUGCUCCUUACUUUGUUCGCCGCUAUCUGUGCCUCCAACGUCAAAUGCAGAAACCUGUUCUUCUAGCAACUCUAGUUCGAUUGAAUGUAGGUAUCCCUGGGAAACCUCUCAUCAUAACGUCGGAUCAUCCGGUCUUCAAAACAGCAGCUUCAAGCAAUUUCACUCUUAAUUUCCUCCCAUGCUAUAGCCAAGCCAAACAAGUAGAAGAACCAGGUUCCUGGGGUGCACCUGUCGUGGUAGGGACUCAUAAUGACUUGGUUUUGUGCUGCGCAACCAAGAACUAUCAACGUGACUACUACCUUUGUAAUCCAUACACCAAACAAUGGGUUUCUCUCCCUCGCACCCCUCAGGUCUACCGCAACGCGCUUGUUGGCUUUGUAUGUGAUCCAUAUUUCAAGUACUACUCCUCAGAUCAUCAUAAUGGGGAAGAAGAAGAACGUAGCACUUCUUUCAUUGUUGAUGCUGAGUACAAAUGGAAGGUUGUGGGGGUAAUAUUGAAUCCAUCAGAUACCAACUUUCGUUUGGAGAUCUUCUCUUCUGAGACCCGUCAAUGGGGAGAGAGAUUUGUAGAAUGUUCUCAGCCAUUUUCUUCAUUUGCCUGUGAUGACUUCUUUGAUAACACCCGGAAACCUAGAUCUUCGUUAGCUUCCGUGGCUUACAAAGGAAUGUUGUACUGGUGGUGCGAGAAGGACCUUAUACUUGAGUUGGAUGUGUCCGAUUCAAACAUACCUAAGUACCGUUUCAUUGAACUCCUUGAGAAUUUUGAAAGUACUGUUGGAUUAGGGGUUCCAGGAGUGGGCGGAGGGCGUUUACAGUUGUGCAUGCAUGAAGAAUAUCUCUCUAGAGAUCACGAUGAGGUUCAGAAGGUAUUUAGAGUUAGAGAGUUGAAACAAGUUGUCAAGGACAGGCAAGGCAAACUCAAAUGGUUAGCCGACCGUGUUACUAUAGUUUCCGAAUCCAAAGAUAUUGAGGUCUACCCUCGACCGUUUACAAACCCAAAUAUAUUAGCUUUCCACCCAAACAAUGAAGACGUCGUGUAUUUGACUACUGAAGCUGGCUGCAAAAUUUUCACGUGCAGCCUUCGUGAAGGAACAUUAAGGGAAAUUUCCAAGCUCGAGGUUUCCAAGCUCGAGGCUCCGAUAAGGGGAUCGAAGAAGACAUUCAGCUACUCGUUUUCUCUCCCAUGGUGGCCAACCCCUGUUCCUAAGACUCUAGAGUAG
Fragaria vesca subsp. vesca is the source of this 1404-nucleotide messenger RNA. RefSeq lists its product as uncharacterized. NCBI's taxonomy places the organism in Eukaryota, Viridiplantae, Streptophyta, Magnoliopsida, Rosales, Rosaceae. The record is from RefSeq and is a predicted model, not a curated record. The transcript has a single exon. The coding region runs from base 1 to 1404 and encodes 467 amino acids.